Mya arenaria is the source of this 2779-nucleotide messenger RNA. RefSeq names its product interferon-induced protein 44-like. The record is from RefSeq and is a predicted model, not a curated record. The transcript is spliced from 6 exons. NCBI's taxonomy places the organism in Eukaryota, Metazoa, Mollusca, Bivalvia, Myida, Myidae. Bases 137 to 1594 code for a protein of 485 amino acids.
UGUUAUAAUUUUUUUAUAGUUUAACAAAAUUAGGGCAUUCGGAAGUUCUAGUGUUUCUAGUGCCCUAGUUUCUAGUGCCCUAGUGUUUCAUGAAAUACAUUUCUCGAGAUACAUGAACUGAGGUUUGAAUUUAAAUAUGGGUAAGAGUUUAACAGAAAAAGACUUUGAUCAAGUAGAAUCCUGGAUCGGAACUGGACCCAAAAUAUUCAAUCUGCUGUACAGCAUAAAACGGGAUGGCUGUGGCGCGAGUGUGUUUCAUCAGAAAUGUGACAACCAAGGACCAACACUAACAGUCUUGUACAACAAGGAGGGUUCCGUGUAUGGUGGGUACACCGGGCUUAGCUGGCAAUCACCGGAAAUUGGGUUGAAUCAAUCGGAUGAUGCGGCAUUUCUUUAUCAGUUGUAUUUUUCUGGGAAUAAGAUCUCGAAGAAAUUUCCAUUAAAGAGCGGACAGACAGCGAUUUGUUCAUAUGCCGGUUAUGGGCCAUUCUUUGGUAACAGCUUCUAUCCUGACUUAUAUACAUUUAGUGGUGUAAUACAAAAGUUUUCUUCGGGAGAAUACAACCUGAAUGGGGACAUGAAUACACAAUUCGGUAAGAACUACGAAACAGGAGGAACAACGUCCAAGGAAGUCAACAACGGACACCUCAGAGUGACAGAUUUGGAGGUUUACACAGUCAAAGAUGGCCAAAGAAAAGAGCCAGAUUUGCCAACUCCAUGGCGGAAAACUGCAGAAUGGGGAACGGAGUUGCUUGAGAGAUUGGAGGAAGAGGUGAAAGGCAUUCAACCGCCAGAAGAACUUGACGUGCCACAUUUCAACAUUCUAUUGAUGGGGCCUUUAGGCUCGGGUAAAUCGAGCUUCUGUAAUUUGGUGUCCUCUGUUUUUCGGGGAAGAAUAUCACACCGGGCAAGAGUUGGUGGAGACUCGGAAACAAGUACAACAACCAUGUUUACGCCAUACACGUUUGGGGACAAAGUCAGCCUACAGCUCUAUGACACAAGAGGCUUAGCGGAGACGGAUACAUUGGACCUUGUCCAAUGCAAUCACAUGUUGGAAGGUAACGUGCCGGACUUUUAUGAGAUGGCAUCGGCGAGCCUGAUAUCAAAUGACGAUGCGGAUUUUCAGCAUAGGCCAAAAUUGAGUCACAAAACGCACUGUGUUGUAUUUGUUCUGGACGGUUCGACAGUGGGCGAUAUUUCAACGCCAAUGUUGCACAAACUGAAAACGUAUCGGAAUCUGUUGAACAGAAAAGAGAUACCACAAGCCGUAUUAGUCACAAAGAUUGACAAACUCUGCCAUAAAACCGAUGAAAAUGUUAGUAACGCAUUCAUGAGCACAACGGUGAAGAAGGUAGUAGAAAAAGUAUCAGAGAUGUUCAAAUUACCGCGGAACAAUAUUUGGCCAAUUAAAAAUUAUGAAGAGGAAGUGGAAAGCGACGAGAACAUCAACAUUCUUGCUUUGUUUGCUAUCCGACAGAUCCUGUUCUUUGCAGAGGAUUAUUUGGAAAACAUGAAAGUGAAGCAAAGUAGGAGAAGUCAGAAAGGAAAGGCAAAGCAGGCUGAAGGUGAAGUGUUCGGGUCAGACACUGCUUAAAACAUAUCAUGCUUUGUUUUUUCAGAAACUGAAUUUGUGUGGAACGUCGAUAUCAAGUAUACAUGCCAUGUCCUCAGAUGCUUAAUUAUACUAAAAUUGUAUAGACGCAGUCUUGACAACAAUAUCGUCAUUGUAAAUGUGUAUGAUAUGACUAAACAAUGACAUAUUACGAGUACAUAUGCGUUCGACUAUUCCGCUUAAAUUAAAACCUCAUACAUAAUGUUUGAUAACGUGUGUCCUUGAAUAAUUGUUUGUUGAAAUGUGUCCACAAAUUAUUGCUAACAAUCCUUGUAAAUAUCUUCGUACAUUAUGUUGUACUCUACUUGUUUAAGAUAUAACCCAUGCCAAAACGUAAUAUGUUAAAGGUGAUGUGAAAAUAUAGUAUGUCUUUAAAAGCAUUUGACAUGUGUGCAAAACGAAUCCAGUUAAUUAAAUCACUUUGAAAUCAUAUCAAAUCUAAGUUUAAACCAUUGAUGAAAUAAGUUAGAUACAUAAUGAAAUGAUCGCAAGAUAUUAACAAUAUAUCAGAGCAAGCAUGGUACGAGGUUUUUGGUAUUACGAAAUGGCGACAAAUAACCCGACCCAUACCUGAACAAAAGCUUCACUUCAUCAGCAAAGCAUUAAUAAAGAAAUGGUUAUUCAUAUCUCGUUGAUAAUAUACUAGCGAAAAGCGUAAAUGCGCAUAAAAGGAUUCUUGCUGGAAUUGAUUGAUUAUAAAUUAUCUCCUACAUUAACAUACCAAUGCACGUACAUGUAGUCAUGUUAAAAACAUCAUUUUAACCUUAUUUUUGGUAAGUGUUAGUAACAUAUUUAUAUUUUUAUAAGAUAUAUAUGUACUGCGUUGUUUGAAGAGUUUUUGUUACAUGUUUCUUGUUUGCAAUUAUUUGUGAUUGAUUGUUUUUGUGUUCUAUGUUUUUGGUUUUUACCCUUUAUGUUUAAACUUUUGGCUACUUGGCUUGUAAAUGAAAUAAGUAUUUUUGUAGUGCACAAUCACUUAAGUCGCUUAUUCAUUACACACGCAUAAUGCUGUACAGAAGUUUGGUUUACGCAUGUUUGCAUGACAUUGCUGAUAUGGAAAAUUACGACUACACAUGGAUUGUUUUACAUGAGAGUUCCAAUAGCUUAUGCCAACGUAUUAUUUUAUUAUUAACCAGGUUUUCAUAUAGUGAAACCUGGUUAUUAGAA